Messenger RNA from Drosophila erecta, 1973 nucleotides. RefSeq names its product serine/arginine repetitive matrix protein 2. Bases 396 to 1667 code for a protein of 423 amino acids. Lineage: Eukaryota; Metazoa; Arthropoda; Insecta; Diptera; Drosophilidae. The record is from RefSeq and is a predicted model, not a curated record. The transcript has 6 exons.
AUUCGGUAUUUUUAGAAACCUACGGCAACGCAGUGGAGAACAAUCACUCAAUGCCUGAUUUCUUUGUCAGCGAGGAAAAAAUUUAAUUUCGUUUUGAAAUACAUAUCUAAUCGGAACCAACCACUGAAAAAAGGAUAGUUAAGGGUGAACCAGCUUAAUAAAGGAGCCAAUAACGAGUGAAACCAAUUUCCGUCGGGGGAAAAAACUUAAAUAUUUCCCGCACCUAUUUUUAGGCCAAGCGAAGGUACAAGCGAAGCAGCGACGCAAAAGUCGUCAGAAAUUUGCAACCCGGACUUCAGUGCAAAAACACCCACUCGACCGUCCAAGAGUAAAGCAGAACAAAGCAAAAGCAGAAAUUUUAAGGAUCAAUUUAUAAAAGCAAAGUUGGAGCAAUCAUGAACACUGGAAUUUCCUUAAACGAGCGUUUCACGCAAAUGCAGUCAAAGUUGCCGCCACAGGGACGCGGUCGCAGCCGCUCCAGGAGCAGGAGCCGGCGCAUCGUAGGCAGCGGUGCCGGGAGUCCAGGAGUCUCCGCGGCCAACUCUCGGCUGUUGCAGGAAUUCAAGCGGCGCCACACCGUUCAGACGGCCCUUAAACUGAAGCGCAGAAGCUUACGGACCACCGGCGUCAGCGGACGCGGAGCACGCGUCGUCGGCGUCAAGUCGCUGCGACUGGCGCCCAAUGGGAAACCCAUACGGUCCAACAACGUGACCCGGGUAGCAACGAUGCGUGCCGAUCUAGUGGCCAGCGGCAACGCCGCUCGCGGUCGCCGCAGCGGCAGCAGCAUUCGCAUUGUCCCCGCCACCAACGGAGGUGGACUUCGGCAGCGGCUAGGACAGCGCCGCCCUUCUGUGGGCGGUGCCGCCGAGCGCGUUGAGCGUCGUCAGCGACAGCAGCAGCAAACCACACGAGGAGGAGGUCUCGUAGGACGUUCCCGCUCUCGAUCCCGUUCGCGUCACCCGCAACCAGAGCGCGUGGACAGAGCACGUUCCCAAAGCCGUGGACGCAGCAUUGGGCGUUCCCAGAGCCGCAAUCGCGAUCGCUCCGCCCAGGGCCGUGUUCCAGUAAAACAGCGGCUUUCAGUCAAGCAUCGCCUUGGAGUGCGAACCGGCCAGGGAAACAACCAAGCCAAGAACCCACGACAGCGCCGGACACCAAGCCAACUUCGAGGUGUUGCAGGCGGACGGGUUGAGAAGCGUCGUAGUUCUCAGAUUUCCCAAAUGAAGGGAGUUUCCUCCUCACUUGCCAGCCGUCAAGGACGACCACGUCGAAGAUCUGCAGUUAGAAACGCUGCUUCUAGUGGUGGGGCAGGUAAAAAUUCUGCUUCUGCUCGUCGCUCACGUUCGCGCAAUCGUGCUGCCGUCGUCGCUGCUGCUGCCAUCACCGCUACUGCUCAGGGCCGGGCUAAUUCCCGUCAGCGACGUGGACGCAGUGCAGGCGCUGCCAAGGGCAACAACAGAAAUGGUAAAAACGACAAAAACGCCAAGGUCAAGGCGACAAAUGGUGGCAAAAAGGGCCCCCAGCAACAGGCUCGCCGGGGACGCAGUCGUAGUCGUAAGCCUACAGGCAAAUCACAGCGCCCCGAGGUGAAACGCGAGGAUCUAGACAUGGAGCUGGAUCAGUACAUGUCUACCACAAAGUCAGAGAUGGACUACUUGCUGAAGUAAACACAAGUAGAUUGGACCACAAACUACUCAAUUAAGAACAAUUGAAUGAAGAGAAUAAAAUAAAUCCACCACCGGCUAUAGGCAGAUAUGUUUCUCUCGUUGCACUAAGUUACCGCCUAGUUCUCAAAUAUUUUUAAGUUUUAAAACAUGUUAAAAGCGUGCACACAUCGCGCUUGAACAGCUGUUCUCGAGUGUAUAUAGCAAGUUCUAAAAUUAUAAGUAAAUAUGGUCAAGAAUUGUAGUUUAUGAAUGAUAUUGUUAAUCGCAUUUCCGAAAUACAAACUAUUCAAUGCUCAACUCAAAGAA